This is a messenger RNA of Opisthorchis viverrini, 2255 nucleotides long. RefSeq lists its product as hypothetical. The record is from RefSeq and is a predicted model, not a curated record. NCBI's taxonomy places the organism in Eukaryota, Metazoa, Platyhelminthes, Trematoda, Opisthorchiida, Opisthorchiidae. Bases 38 to 2206 code for a protein of 722 amino acids. The transcript has 7 exons.
AGGCUUCGACCUACUAAAUCCGUUUAUCCAACGUACAAUGCAGUGUGAAUCGAUGCGGUUUGCAUAUGAAAUAAUUGAGCGGUUGAAGAGCCAAGGGCUGUUUGACCGGAUACGAAAGCAUUGCUUGGAGGACAUCGACUUAGACAGUGACUACAAAUUUCUCCAACAGAGAGUGAAUUCUUUCGUCUCAGCUUUUCUUCAGAAGCAGUCCAAACCUAUAGCAUCCGAAAAACUGAAGCUACGUGAACGUCUGAGACGUGAAUUAUCCAACACGAGCAUGCUUACCACAGGUGUCGAUCGAAUAGUGAAAAAUGCAGUUCGUACGAAGCUUCCGAGAGAUUUUCAAGAUCAGAUCCGUGCUGUGGUUUGUGAAUCCCUUGGUGUGGAUACCAAUGGUGAUUACAGUCGAGACCCUACACCUAAAUCCUUUCCUGCACCUACAAAAGAUUUCGCGAAUCAACCGUCUCCCACGAACUUGCCGUCAACACCUGCGCUCACUCCUUCCUUCCAUCCUAGACAUCCUCCACCCAACCCAGAAUUCAUUGUUCCACGGGGAGCUACCGCCUUAUCUACUUAUGAUAAUCUACAACCAUUGCAAGCAGUUGUUCAGCCACCGUAUACAUUCAACUAUCCAUCUAUCCCGCCAGCUCCACCACCACCACCACCGCCACCCCCUCCUCCACCUCCCGCUCAUCCCACUGUAUCCCAUUUGCAGUGCACAAGAACGUUUGUGCCUCCACAGUACGUCGUGCCUCCACCUGGGGUCUAUAUCCCUACAAUUCCUCCGUUUGUCCCCCAAGGUUUGAUUGCCGGGCCGGUGGCAGUUAGUUCUACGUCCGCUGUUCCUCCAGCAGGCCCGCCUGCCCCUCCCAUUUCGACACCUUUUUCCCAUAAGCUUUCACAGCUCGUAUCCAGUGUAGUGGCAGAAGAGGCCAGUAGCUUAAUUGACCCUCCAAGUACUUUGGAUGAUGCAACCCAAUGUGAUGAUGCCAUGGAGAUUGAGUCUUCCAACUCACUGAGUCCUAUAGCUGAGACUGAGCACCAACCCGAGACCAAUGGGGCGCAGCAUGGACUGGCCAGCCAAUGUGAAAACUCCCAGGAAUGUCAAUCCUAUUCGACCCAGGUGAUCUGGCGUGGUGUUCGGUUGGAACUCGACGAUGUAUCUGAGGAUGAAGUGAACGACUCCAGAGCCAAGUGCCGAUUGUCGCGUGUGUGUGGGUCACGUUCCCCAUUGUCUUCUGGAUCCACCUCUCCAGUGGCCUCACAACUCAAAGAAUUUUUUCUGUUUCGUAGUCGCGACACUGAAAGCAACAGCCGAAUUUUACGUUCCAAUCGCACAUUUCCUUCAGAACGCGGUUCUUCGGAUGAAGAAUACGUCCCUGACUUAAUUUCCGAUUCUAUAAACCAAGAUUUACUCCGUCAUGCUACCUUUCACAACCCGAGCACUCCGUCAACUCGUUCCCCUUCUCCUGGUUCUUUGGUACCCUGGUCAAAAUACGGUUCCUUACAUGCGGAAGACAGAAAGGCAGACAGUCAACAUCGCUAUUCUCCGUCGAAUUCAUCAGUACCAAGUCCGCGUGCUCAGUCGACGACUCGGCGGUAUGGUCGUUUCGACAGUCCCAUCGACUGUGCUCAUUCUCGGAAGCACCCCAGUCGACAUCACCGCAUCAGUCCUGAGGAACAUCAUACCUACCGCUUUGCAAAGCUGUCUUCACGAAUAUCAAACUCUUCGCUGCCUGUGGGAGAGAACAAACCCAGACCUCCAAAGACGAUCACCGCACAAUCGAAAGAGCGUUUCGCCUUCUCCACCAAGGAAACUCGUCCUCUGCAGGUGUAUUCAGACAUUGACUCAUCAGGUUCCUCAUCAUCCUGUGGCCAGAAGUCGCCAACGCCAAAUACCUCAUCGAGUUCGAUUCCCAGCGUUUCUGAGGAUCCUGCUGUCGCCCUGCGUAAACGUGAAAUCAAGGCCAGACUAAAGGAAAUCCGUCAUACCGAGAGACAUCUGAGGGAAGACCCUUCGCUCAUGCAGCGCCAAAAUCUUGCAGCUGAGCGAUCGCUGUCUAGAAACAACCAGCAUCCAUGCGCUACAUUUCGGAGGCCACAAAAGUCGCCCCAUGUCAACUGUGCGCAACGUUCUCCUUCUUCUUCACCGGAUUUCGAAGCGCAAACACAUCUCCGCUCCACUAACCGAACUUUACGCUAUUGAUUUCAUGAAUGAAGCAGGACUUUUGUUGGCCAUCCCUCUUGCUGAACCG